Caenorhabditis remanei is the source of this 261-nucleotide messenger RNA. RefSeq lists its product as uncharacterized. Gene Ontology annotation, molecular function: structural constituent of ribosome; RNA binding. Gene Ontology annotation, biological process: translation. The transcript has 3 exons. Bases 1 to 261 code for a protein of 86 amino acids. The record is from RefSeq and is a predicted model, not a curated record. Gene Ontology annotation, cellular component: cytosol; ribosome; small ribosomal subunit. Lineage: Eukaryota; Metazoa; Nematoda; Chromadorea; Rhabditida; Rhabditidae.
AUGAUGAGCGAUUCGGGGUACGUAUUGAGAGCCGGAGAACUCUCGGAAGAGGACUUCGACAAGAUUGUCACCAUCUUGCAAAACCCAUCCCAAUACAAGAUUCCAAACUGGUUCCUUAACAGACAAAAGGACAUCAAGGAUGGAAAGACCGGACAAUUGCUCUCAACCGCUGUUGACAACAAGCUCCGUGAAGACUUCGAGCGCAUGAAGAAGAUUCGCCUUCACCGUGGACUCAGACACUAUUGGGGACUUCUGCCGUAA